AGACUAUCGGUGGUGGCAGCGCACGAUUCAAACUUGCGCGCCUGACUUUCCGCACGUGAUCGCACCGGUUCGACCAAUGAACGCAAACAUUCGCGCGGGUUCCGCGAAUCGACGUUUGGUCAUCAUUUCUUAAAAUAAUCCAGCGGCUACCGUGCGGUAAAACGGAGCGCUCUACCGUCGUGCUCUCAGUUUGUCCAUGUUUACGUGCGAGUUUGUGAUCAAACGCUCUCUCCGUGUCUCUGAUGUCCUCAAAGUGUCGAAUCACAAGAAAAGUAUUCGGUGAAAGUUGGAAUUCAACAAGUGACUGUGUUGUGUGUCGGCUAUGCAACGUCUGUUUGUUGGCAUAAAAGCAUUGAAUAAUCGAGUGUGCUAACACGAUGACCUUGAAAGUUUUCGUAACGAAUUCUAAGUAGAUUUUCAUAAGGUAUGGAUGCACUUGAUAAAAAUUGUAUAGACUCUGAUUCAUGCUCAAAAUAAACGAGAUCACGAUAAACAAACCGGAGAAACCGUCAGCUCAUCAUUAUCAGGGAACCGCUGUUUAUCAGUUGACAAUAUAAAUAAAUAAUCAUGGAUGUCAACAAUUUAGGAGAUGCUGUUGGAGAAGCCGGAAAAGUACAGACUGAUCCUACUUUAUUAAGUGAUGUCAUUGACGUGAUCAAGCAAGAUUCUGAGUUUGCGGAGUCGACUCCGUCUGACACCGUUGCUGUGGUAGACGCUGGAAGGACGAUGUUCAACGGUGGAGGGACUGUGAUGGUGCGACACCAAGCUGAUGGACAUCAGCACAAAUCCAGAAAGAAAAAAACGGAUGCUUACAUAGAAAUAGUCGAGCAACCCGCCCCAAAGGCGCUUCGAUUUCGGUACGAAUGUGAAGGGAGGUCUGCAGGUUCAAUCCCCGGCAUAUAUAGUUCAGCCGAGAAGAGGACUUUCCCGACGAUACGAGUGGUGGGGUAUACGGGCAGUGCCUGGGUACUCGUUUCCUGUGUUACCAAAGACUCGCCAUAUAGGCCACAUCCCCAUAACCUAGUUGGUAGAGAGGGGUGCACGAAUGGUAUUUGUAGGCUACAAAUUCCCCCCGACACCAUGACUAUAAGCUUCGCUAACCUAGGUAUACAAUGUGUGAAGAAGAAGGAUAUCGCUCAGGCGCUCGAUCAGCGACAGCGAUUACAGGUGGACCCAUUCAAAACUGGGUACAGCCAUAAGGAUCAACCGACUUCCAUAGACUUGAACAGUGUAAGGCUAUGUUUUCAAGUGUUCUUGCCGGACGAGAACAACAAGUUCAAUACGGCUUUGAAGCCUGUCGUCAGCGAGCCCAUCUACGACAAGAAAGCCAUGUCAGACCUCUGCAUCACCAAACUGUCAAAUUGCAACACUUACGUGGACGGUGGUAGAAAGCAUAUGAUCUUGUUGUGUGAAAAGGUGGCCAAAGACGACAUCCAAGUUCGUUUCUUCGAGAAACACGGCGACUGGGAAGCCUACGCUGACAUCCAACCGAAUAACGUACACCACCAGUACGCCAUCUGGUUUACACCGCCAAAGUACAAAACCCUUGACGUCACCGAACCCGUUCCGGUAUGCAUUCAAUUACGUAGGCCUUCAGACGGUGCCUGCAGUGAACCGGUGGACUUCGAAUUUUUACCCUUAGACUCAGACCCAAGUGAUAAAAAGCGAAAGAGAAAAAAAAUUGGUAACCCCGACCAAUUUCUAAGUCAAUUGGAACAAUAUAAUCAAUUUCCUGGUGGAUUCCCAAUAGAAUUUGUCAAAACAGAACCAAGAGCAAACUUGACUCCAGAGCCGGCGCCAAUGAACUUCCCUGGUAGUCCAUAUGGAGAUGCCUUGAGUCCGGCAUCCGUAGCUUCAAGCAUCCCGUACAACUUCCCUAUAGGAUCUACACCAUCUCCAGAAUCGUACCAGCUUGCAAAAACGUCGCCUAACUACCAAGGAAACACGCUUCAACCUGACUUCCAAGCGGCAGUGACCACAGGUAAUGUGAACAUGACUGUUACGUGGACCCAAAACAUCGCAAACGUUCCACAGCAAAUGGAGCAGUCCUGGAAUAUUCCUUCUGCAGCCAAUGUACAGCAGCCGCUGCAAGAUGAGGCGAACCAAGCAGAAAAAGAUAUCUGCAACAUGGAUUCCGGAGAGAUAUUCCGAAGAAUUUACCUACCUUCGGUUAGCAGUGAUAUCGACUUUCGCGACAUCAACAUCCCCUCAGAACAAGAGAACAUGCAAGAGAGCUUGAACAGGCUAGAAAACAUCAGUCUGGGGAACGAACAAUAUCAAUCUCCAACGUAGCACACAUACCACGUAAACUGUUGCAUAUAGAGCUGACUGAAUCAGCAAUGUUGAGGGCGUAAGAUCGAUCAAAUAUUGAUCAAACAACAAUAGCAAUAAGAUUGAGGAAAAGUGAGAUUAAAAUAAUAGCGAUUUCUAUUACUUUGUGCUUCUUAAGCAACAACAUGUUGUUUUUACUGGUCCGACAGAUUUUUUUUUAAAUACAUGGGUCCUAUAAAUCGUUACUUACAUAUAUUUCAAAAAGUCUAAUUUGUCUCGAACUGUUUUUUAUUGUUUUGCAAGUUAGAGGCAUAAAGGGGGAAAAAGUUAAAUAUAACUUUGGAGAAUAAAUACCGUAAGCCAUUGCCAAAACAUGCUCUUUUAGGGUAACUUAUAAAUAAAUAUCUAAAUUUAACUGAUGGUGAAAUUCGUCAACUUUUUUUAUACAUUUUUGGUAGAAAACCUGUUCGAUUAUAGCACUACCUUACAAAAUCAUUUACUGUUACUGAUUCAACUCUAUUACAGUUUGAAUCGUUUAUAAGUCUUCAUCCUUGCCUAGCUGUGCAAUACACUUGAUAUGGAUGCGCUGUUCCUCGAUCAGAGUGGUCCAUGCCGACGGCAGGUAAAAAAAAAGGGUUAUUUUCAACAAGCACACGUAAAUCCUACUUAUUCGCAGAGCGCUUCCGCUCGAACUGAGCAUACAGGGGAUUGCAUAGAGAGAGGGGACCGUCGGGCCACCCCUUGACACGACGAAUUUUUCAUACGUAUUUUCCGAACAAACCUGGUAUAAUGUUCUCCAUAUACAGUGUGUUUCCUAAAUACUGAAGAAAACUUGAGACGGUGAUUAGUUAGGUCGUUUUAGAAAAAGUUCUUAUGCAUAUGUCCGGAGUUGCUUCGAUUCUGGAAUACAAGAUAUUGAAGUUUGAAAAAAAUGAACGGUAUUUACAUAACUGAGCAACCGAUUCGGUUGAAGAUUGAUGCAAUUACUUGAAGUAAUAUGGCCCGUAUUUAGUGCUAAAACUAGAAUGAAAUUAUCAGGUCUGGUGGCGCCUCAGUGGGCACCACAGGCAUAUUAUUGAGAGAAAACGUACACCAAUGCCCUUUGUAGUUUUUAUAUUUUUUUAGAUUAAGCAUCUACUAAUACAACUUUUUGGUCAGUCGUUUUAUCUUCAUAUCCUGUUUGAAAAUAAAUAUUCAAGUAUGGUCUCAAUGGAAAGUUUUUAGAAUGAGUUAUUGAUUUUUUUUUUCGAUAACGAAGCUAGAUAUGAAGAAAACACGACAGACAAAAAUGCAUUAGUUUCAGUUGCAUAAUCAACAAAAAUAUAAAGCAUAAAAAAAGUCAUCAAAACUUCAACGCCCCACAUCUCAAAAACGAAGCAACUCAGGACAUAUACAUAUGUUCACAGCAUGAAGACCAGAGAUAUGAGCUUAAACUCAUAGAGUGGUGGUGAAGCAAAAAAUGUCGACGAUGAAGUGAGUUGGUACACUGCGCAGCAAAUGGACUUCUGGUGCUGCGCAUAAGGCAUAUCGCUGCACAGUAAAUGAAUUUCAGAUUCUACGCAUAUGGAAUAUCUCUCUCUGUUGCAGUCAUCAUGACUGCAAACGACUUAAAUUUUGACAGUUCGAACGAGCUGCAAGUAGAAAUAUUGGAUAAUAUUAAUAAACCACAAAUUAAUAAACCUGCAAAGCAUUCCAAACUGUGAGUGAAAUGCACUCAAAGAUUGCGGAAGGUUAUGACGGCAUUUCCGAGAGCCACACCAUCCUUGGUAACAGGAUUGGCUUCAUACAAAUACAUGUAUCCCUUACGUAUCUUAACCUCCUAUCUCUUGUCUUCGUGGUUUAUAGUAACUUUUUUCUUGAAACGACCUAUCGAAUCACCCUCCGGAGUUUCGUACGAUAUAUAGUUUUAUGUAGUUUCGUUGCGACUGUUGUCACUGUCAGUAUGAUAACUUGCUUGUCCUGGGCUUGCGAUCUGAGUUUACUUUUGUUCAUCUUCGAUAUAAAACAUAGCAAUCCUCAAGAUACAACUAUAAUGUCGACAAUCUUUAUUGAAAUAGAUUUAUUUUCAGGAAGUGAAUGAAAGCAACGGCUCCCUAUAUCUCAAUUUAUUUGUUGUGUACAUAUAUAAAAGCAAGUAGCAGCUGCGUUAUUGCUUAAGCAGUGUGGAAUUUCCAUUUUCUCUUAGCGCAGGCUCCGCACAUGGUACAGGUAGUCAAUCUGCUUACUUAUUUCGUAUAACAUAACCACUAAAAACAUGAAAAGAACCGUUAACAGACCCACGUCAUAUUAGUAAAAAACAGUCAUCAAUUCCGAAUACUCUACAAAUUCAAGUCAAAUACAUAAAUACAGUAAUAUGUGUGCUCUGUAUCAGAGAAAAACGUGUAGUGUAUGUGAAACAUAUACAUAAAUUGAAGGACUAGAACUAGACUUAUUGAUUGGGGAGUCAACAGGACUAUCAGUAGUACUCAUGGUAGUUCCUUUUAGCUAAACCAAGAAUCAUGAUGUUUAGAAUAUUUUACUCUCACUCAUUUUUUACAUGUUGUUAAUAAAAUUGUAAGCAUUUUUAUACCUUACUGUUAUAAAUAUUUCUAUUGUUAUUUUUUAUGCAAAAUGUUUUACAAAUAAAAGAUUCUGUGAUCAACAAAUAAAUGUAUG
This is a messenger RNA of Acanthoscelides obtectus, 4926 nucleotides long. Lineage: Eukaryota; Metazoa; Arthropoda; Insecta; Coleoptera; Chrysomelidae. The record is from the annotation of a GenBank genome assembly.